AACACCGACGUCAAUCAAGGGUAUCCAGUCCAAGCCAGUCGAAUCCAACGGCACUUUAGAACUCCCUCUUAAAUGAAAAACGAAAAAACAGAUAGCUCAUUGAUGGUAAUUUAUUCCUCUCCCUCUUUCUCCUCACUCAGUCACCAUGCCUAAAUACCUCUAACAUUUUCUUUACGUGAAGCAAUCAAUAUGUCUCCUUACGACGCCGCUUUUGUCAACAUUGAGCUCUCCAAGCCUACAUCCAUCUUCGGUCUUCGCCUCUGGGUGGUUAUCGGAAUCUUAUUAGGUUCUUUUAUAGUUCUCUCUCUUUUUCUCCUUUCUCUAUGUAUAACCUCUCGUCGGAAAAGGCACAACCAUCAUCAGAAACAACAGUUACCCGAUAAAAUAACUAUUAAAACACCUAUUUCUAAAGAAAUUCAUGAAAUCGUUCACCAGCCGCCUCCAGUGCCCGAGAUUCAGGUUGACAUUGGCAAGAUCGAGCACCGGGUGGUGUUCUCUGAUAAAGCGUCUAGUAGUGAUAGUAGAGGGGCGGGAAGUGGCUGCGAUACUACGUCUUCUGGAAGCGUGAGUGUGGGACCGGAAGUUUCACAUCUUGGGUGGGGUCGGUGGUAUACUUUAAGAGAACUUGAAGCGGCGACAAAGGGUUUUUGUGAAGAGAAUGUGAUUGGUGAAGGGGGUUAUGGGAUUGUGUACAGUGGAAUUUUGAGUGAUGGCACCAGGGUUGCUGUCAAGAAUUUGUUAAAUAACAGGGGUCAAGCUGAGAAGGAAUUUAAAGUUGAGGUGGAAGCAAUUGGGCGUGCUCGACACAAGAAUCUAGUUAGAUUGCUUGGAUACUGUGUUGAGGGUGCACACAGGAUGCUUGUUUAUGAGUAUGUUGAUAAUGGCAAUCUGGACCAGUGGCUUCAUGGGGAUGUUGGUGACGUCAGCCCACUAACUUGGGAGAUUCGUAUGAACAUCAUAUUGGGGACAGCCAAAGGAUUGGCCUACCUUCAUGAGGGUCUGGAACCAAAGGUUGUUCAUCGAGAUGUAAAAUCUAGUAACAUACUACUCGAUCAGCAAUGGAACUCUAAGGUGUCCGAUUUUGGGCUUGCUAAGCUUCUAUGUUCUGAGAGGAGUUACAUAACAACUCGCGUAAUGGGAACAUUUGGUUACGUUGCGCCAGAAUAUGCAUGCACUGGGAUGCUGAAUGAAAAGAGUGAUGUUUAUAGCUUUGGUAUACUUAUUAUGGAGAUAAUUUCUGGAAGAAAUCCUGUUGAUUACAGUCGACCUCAAGGAGAGGUUAAUUUGAUUGAUUGGUUAAAAACAAUGGUUGGGGAUCGAAAAUCUGAAGAAGUAGUUGAUCCUAAGCUGCCUGAAAUGCCCGCUUCAAAAGUACUCAAACGUGUUCUGUUGGUUGCUGUAAGAUGUGUUGAUCCUGACGCAACAAAGAGGCCUAAAAUGGGGCAUGUGAUUCACAUGCUUGAGGCAGACGACUUGUUUGUUCGUGAUGAACGUCGAAUUGGAAGAGACUCUUCUCAUUCACAUAGUGAAGAGAAUCGUGGUAUUGUAAAAUUAGGUGACAAACAACAUUUAAGUGAAGGGGAUUCUGAUACAAGUGAAGGCGAAACUGUUAGGAAGCAUCAUAAUCCUACCAAGUGGAGAUAGUGCUUUCAGUGAAGUAGGUGUUAGUUUUAUAAGCUUCUUCUUCCUCAAUUAGUUUUCUUGAAUUCUUGUAGUGCCUUCAAUUCUAAGAAACCAAUAAUUUGCUAGUUAUUUUGCAUAAAUUCUAUUUCAAAUAUACAUUCUUCAAAUUGGGAUAGAUUUGUAUAAUUGAAUCAACUUAUUCAUCAUUCUGAUGGGAAGUGUAAUUAAUUGUUAUAUUAUGAAGUUUCAUAUAUAAACUGGUAUUAAGUCACUGUACUGGAUGGUU
This is a messenger RNA of Mangifera indica (mango), 1909 nucleotides long. Its product is annotated as probable serine/threonine-protein kinase At1g01540. Gene Ontology annotation, biological process: protein phosphorylation. The record is from RefSeq and is a predicted model, not a curated record. Gene Ontology annotation, molecular function: ATP binding; protein kinase activity. NCBI's taxonomy places the organism in Eukaryota, Viridiplantae, Streptophyta, Magnoliopsida, Sapindales, Anacardiaceae. Bases 190 to 1644 code for a protein of 484 amino acids. The transcript has 7 exons.